Diorhabda sublineata is the source of this 2025-nucleotide messenger RNA. RefSeq names its product isocitrate dehydrogenase [NADP], mitochondrial-like. Bases 327 to 1655 code for a protein of 442 amino acids. Gene Ontology annotation, molecular function: magnesium ion binding; NAD binding; isocitrate dehydrogenase (NADP+) activity. NCBI's taxonomy places the organism in Eukaryota, Metazoa, Arthropoda, Insecta, Coleoptera, Chrysomelidae. Gene Ontology annotation, cellular component: mitochondrion. The transcript has 8 exons. Gene Ontology annotation, biological process: isocitrate metabolic process. The record is from RefSeq and is a predicted model, not a curated record.
GUAGAGUAGUAUGUUAGUAUGACAUACCCACAAUUAUUUUGACAAGUUUGUGACUGAUGCAAAAAUAUUCAAUUUUACGUACGUAAACAUUUAGUAAAUAUUCUAAAUCUGGCAUCAAUAUUAUGAUUCAGCAAUUAAUAUUUUGUCAAAGAAAUUUUUUUACUUCAAGAAGUAUCAGACCUGCUACUUAGAAACAGUUCCCCCAUUUCCUCACUGUCAACUUGCCGUCCGUAUCCAUUUUGCUACGUGCCUCGCCUUAGCUCUUUACCUAAAAGGAAGUCUGUACGAGAGGUUUAGGAAGUUAUAUCCACAAAAGUGAGGUUAGGAUGGCCGGUUUACUGACAAAAAUUUGUAGAAGUGUACCAGAAGUGUCUGCCGUGAAAAAUGGAAUUCUAGCACCCCUAGUACACGUUCAAAAUCGUAACUAUGCCAGUAAACGAGUGGAAGUCGCCAAACCAGUCGUCGAACUUGACGGAGAUGAAAUGACCAGAAUAAUUUGGGAAAAAAUCAAGGAAUCACUCAUCUUCCCUUAUCUAAAAGUUGAAUGUAUUUAUUUCGAUUUGGGACUUCCUAAUAGAGAUCAAACUGAUGAUCAAGUUACUAUUGAUGCAGCUCAUGCUAUAUUAAAACACAAUGUUGGUAUCAAAUGUGCUACUAUUACUCCUGAUGAACAGCGUGUAGAAGAAUUUAAAUUGAAGAAAAUGUGGGCAUCACCAAAUGGUACCAUAAGAAACAUCCUUGGCGGAACAGUAUUUAGGGAACCCAUUUUGUGUAAAAACAUUCCAAGAUUAGUACCUGGAUGGACCAAACCUAUGAUAAUUGGUCGACACGCCCAUGGUGAUCAGUAUAAGGCAGUUGAUUUUGUUGUCGAUAAACCCGGCAAGGUGGAACUAGUUUAUACUACCGAUGAUGGUGCAGAAAAGAGAUUCAAUGUUUUCAAGUACAAAACUCCUGGUAUUGCGUUAGGAAUGUAUAAUACAGAUCAAAGUAUUCGAGAUUUCGCUCAUUCCUCUUUCCAGCUUGCACUACAAAAAGAGUACCCAAUGUAUUUAUCAACUAAAAAUACAAUUUUGAAAAAAUAUGACGGCAGAUUUAAGGAUAUCUUCCAGGAAAUUUAUGAAAAGCAAUACAAAGCCGAUUUCGAAGCUAAGAAAAUAUGGUACGAACAUCGUUUGAUCGACGACAUGGUAGCGCAAGCUAUCAAAUCUUCAGGAGGUUUUGUUUGGGCGUGUAAAAACUACGACGGAGACGUACAAUCAGAUAUUGUCGCUCAAGGUUAUGGAUCUCUAGGUAUGAUGACUUCAGUAUUGAUGUGCCCGGAUGGUAAAACUAUUGAAUCGGAAGCGGCUCACGGGACUGUUACGAGACAUUACAGACAGCAUCAGAAGGGUCAACAAACUUCUACAAAUCCUAUCGCUUCCAUAUUCGCUUGGACGCGUGGAUUGAUCCACCGCGGACAAUUGGACGACAACAAAGAUCUCACGAAUUUCGCGAAACAAUUGGAAAAAGCUUGCGUCGAUACCGUGGAAAGUGGAAAAAUGACCAAAGAUCUGGCGGCUGCAAUUCACGGAUUGCCUAAUGUUAACGAAGGAAUGUACUUGAGCACCCAAGACUUCUUGGAUGCAAUUGCGGAGCAAUUGAAAAAAACAGUGUGAUAUUUUAAAAGUAAAUGUAAAUAUAGGAUAUCCCGGAGAUAUAACAAUAUUUAUAGAUAUUGGUUUUAUCUUUUCUGUCAUAAGUAUUGUGUAAAAAUGUCUGAAAGAAAGUAUUAUUUUGUAAACUUGCAUUUCAGGAAGAAUUUGCAAUGUGAAAAGUAUUAUUUUCGGGGAUAUCCUUUGUGGGGAGGGGGGACCUCAUUUAUCAAAUUAUUUUCUUUUCACUUUCAGCCUCUUGCUUUAGAAAAAUUUUAUCAUCACUUUUUUCCAUCUGACACACUUAGCGGUAAUUUAUCUUUGUCUAUUGUAAGAAUCGACUGUAUUAUAUAAGUUUUGAAAGUGGAAUAAAAACAGGUAUUUUUUUAAUAAA